AUGAAGAGCACAAAGAGGAUGAAGACGCAGGCUUUGACGCUAAUGCAUUUAGACGGGAAAAGAAAAUACAUAGGCACAGGCAACAACAUUUACAGAAAAGUUGUUAUCAACCCGACCUCAGAAGACGAUUUACAAAAAUUCUGUAGAAAUUAUUUUAGAAUAUAUAAUUUCUCUCUAUACAACUUUAUCCGAAGACUGAUAUCGCUAGACGCGGUCGUUGUAUAUUCGCUCUUCCUAACGGUUUAUGUAUUUUCCGAAAUUAGCCAAGGGAUAACCAAAAAGUUUAUUUUUAUGGAUACAGCCAUUUCUAUGUUUCUGAACAUUGCCAUUUUGGUAGUCACGGAAACGCUUUACGAGUUGAAGCAUCUGAAGGAUAUAAAGGAUGCGAAUUCGCAGUGCUACCUAAGGAUAGUGCCGAAGAUGUCUCACUUUGAGAAGGUGACAACCAAGGACAUAAAAGUGGGGGACAUUAUUCGGGUGUUCCAAGGAGACGAAUUUCCAGCAGAUGCAGUCAUCCUCUACGUUAAGAACAAUUUAAAUGCUAUGGUAGAUUCAUUUAAAAUUGAUGGAUUGUUUAGGAAGAGUAUUAAGUACCCAGUGGAUAAGUACAAAAUCGACAGGGACUAUCUAAAAAUGCUUUCAGAAAUUAACGGGUUCAUUAGAUGCGAACUGCCUAACAAGAACAUAUUCUGUUUUCAGGGGAAUUUCAAGUUGGACAAACACCCGAGGUCGUUAAUGCUAAGCUAUGAGAACUUCGCUCUCCAAUCAUCCAUUCUGAAAGGGGCAGAAUACAUAGAUGCAGUGGUCGUAUACACCGGAGCUGACACAAAAAAAAAUUUAAAUAUUCCUCAGAAAACAGAAGAGAGUAGAACAUUUUGUAUAAAAAUGAACAACGUAGUGUACUACUUAAUUUUCAUGUAUUUAUUUUUUGUCCUCCUAAGUAUUAUAAUAAAGCUGACAUUUUAUCCCACACGUGAAUUUCACCAGAGUACGAAUGAUACCUUCUUAACCAUUUUGGAGGACUUCAUUGGCUUAUACAUUUUGGUAUUACCGAUUAUGAUUUAUUCAGAGAAGAGCCUUAUAUAUAUCAUCCAGAGUUUGAAAAUAGAAAACAACCUACGAUUGAAGGAAGGACCGAACGAUGAGAAGCCCAAAGUUUUUAAUAAAAACAAAAAUGAUGCACUAGGGGCUGUGGACCUCCUGGCAACAGCUCGAAAUGGCAUCCUUGUGAAGAAAAAGGAAGUGUUUGUGUCGUGUGCCGUGAACAACGUUGUGUAUGCCAAAUACGACUUUGUCCAUUCGCGUGGAGAGUUUCGCUUGCCCACGUUGAAUAUCCUGGACGGAGAAAGAAGGAACGUGGCGGAGCUUUUAAACCUGGAUGAAAGAAUUUUCAAAGACCCCGAGAGCGUGCUUUUCCCCUCCAGGGACUUGGGGCUUUUCUUGAGAAUAUUCCAGAACCGUAUGGCUCCGAUUUACAACCCGUUCGUGGAUGACUUGUCGAUGGUCUUGAGGGAGAAAUAUAGGAGUUACCUGAAGGAGGAAAUUUUGAACAAGAACGUGAAGCUGACACCGUUCGUAAAGUCUAAACUAAAUGGGGGCUAUAACCAAUUUUACGAGAACUUCAAGAACAACUACAACUGCAAGGAAGUCAUAGAAGACGCGCGGAGGGGAGAAGACCAGACCAACAAAAUAGAAGAAUUCGUUUUGGGAAUAUGUGGAUGUAACCGGGUUAUUAUCUACAAUGAAAAGUGUCUAGACAUGGGAAUGAGGGAAUAUAAGAGUGAAAAUUACAAUGAUGCAUAUGGGAAAUAUGAGAAGGAAAAUACGAAUGAAAUUGAAAAUGAAAAAAAUGAAAAAAAUACAGAAGAAGCAGAUGAAGAAAAUUUUCACACAAUUGAGUAUGAAGAUAUAUGCCUAUACAACAUUGUCAAGAAUAUAGGGUACCAUGUAUACUGCUAUAAGAACAGAUUAUUCUUUUAUAAUUUAAAAAACCAAUGCCAAGAAUACCAUUUGAUUUGUUUUCAUGAUUUCUUGAAGAGUAAUAAAUUCUCCAUGUGUAUUUUAAAAGACAUAAAGGAGUUAGACAAAGGUAUCCUCUACGUGCGUGGCUAUGAUUUCAAUAUCCUUCCCUACUUAUCCUUAGCCAAAAAUGAUAUAAGCAAAAUAAAAAAAAUUAUCAAACUGUACACUAUGAAUUAUUUGAAGGUUAUUAUGAUCUGCAAAAAGACCAUUAAAAAUGAGGACAUUGGAAAAUAUCUCCUUCUGAAGAGCAUUCGGAAUAGCAACAACAGCAGGUUGUCCUUGAGGUUGUACGAUUUAAUGAAAAUAUUUUUAUUAAAUGAUUUAGAAGUAGUUGGAAUGAUUGGAUUAAAGAACGACUUGAAAGAAGGGGUAGAGGAUGCUUUCCUCGAUUUGGCAAAAUUUGACAUUCGCUCAUGGAUAUUUACCAAUGAGUAUUCCAAGAACACUUACUUGACAGCACUGGAGUGUAAUUUGAUUGCCUCCAAUUCAAACUUAUUUGUAAUUAACUUUUUUAAUCCACAGGAAAAUGAAGGGGGCGAAGGCAUGCAAAAUAUGGAUAACAUGGACAGUGGGAACAGUAUCAACAGCGUCAACAGCGCCAACAAGGUUCAGAAGGAGGAACGCGCUGACAACAUGGAUAACAUGGCAAAUGCCCUCUUCAACAAUUUUACGCUUUCCCUGGAUAAACUCAACUCUACUUCUUACGCCAUUGUAAUAAACGAUGCUAGUAUAAAAAAUAUAAUGAGAAAUGCGCACGCCAUGAAAAUGUUCCUUUCCAUAGCCAUGCGAGCAACGGUGGUCUUAUUUUGCAAGAUGGAUAAUGAGACCAAGGGGAAAAUUAUCAAAAAGGUUCUCUCCCUAACCACCCCUAGGUUAACCAUUCUAGGGGUGGGGUCGACCCUUAAUGAUGCCUAUCUAUUGAAGAAUACCACAAUUAGUGUGUGUCUAAGUUUGAACGAACAGAUUAACGUGCUCUAUAGCAUAUCGGAUUACGUACUGCAGGAAUUUAGGUACAUUAUCGACCUGCUUAUAUUGGGACGGCUGAACAAAAUUUCCCUCAGCCGAUCCUUCCUCUGGAUAAUAUACCUAAAAAUCACCAUCGUCUCGCUGUACUUUUUUCACAAUUUCGAUAAUUUCUUCUCUGGUUCUUCCACCUCGUCCAUCCUCUACACCCAGACGACCUUCGCCGUCUUUCAUUAUUUGCUCAUUAUAGCCUUUUCGGCGUACGAAAUAGAUUUGCCCUACAAAUUUAUUAGGAGAGUCCCCUAUAUCUAUCAGUUUGCGAGAAGGAAGUAUAUCCUAAACAACACGAUAAUAAUUUUAACCAUCCUGGAAGCUAUGCUAAUUUCAUUCAUUUCCUACUACAUCAUGAGGGUGCAUGUGUUUCCCCUGAUAACGCAUCGAACAUUCACCUUCCACAUAUUCAUCCUCAAUUUUUUUAUAACAUCAGAGAAAAUUCUGUUGCUCUCUAGAACAUGGCAUUUGUACUUCUUCACCCUGGCAAUUCUGAUCAUCUGCUUUCUAUUUAUAUAUGUAAAUGUGUACACCUUAAUAGAUUGUUUGAAAAUAGGGAAAUGUGAAUUGAGUCUGUUUCACACGGAGGACUCAUACUUUUGGUUGUCUCUUCUUCCGAUAUUGUAUAUAAACUUUUUCAUAGACAAGGCGGCGAAGUUUAUCAACAAUCGAAUUUACCCUGACAUAGCAGAUUACUUCAGGGAGAACAUUCUGAAGAGAGACCAUAAAGGGUCCUCAAAGGAUAGCACAACAGAGGGAAACAUAAGUGCUAACGUAAAGGACAUGACACAUGGUCCAUUGAAUAUAAAAGGAAAUGUAAAUUUGAAAAAAUUCAUCCCGACGCCCAAGCAGUACAGCAUAAGAGACAACAACACGUACCACAGCAGGACGAAGAAGACAAAAUUCAUCUAUGAGACUUUUAGAAAAGUUAUAGGCAUAAAUAUAAAGUACCGUAAUCAGCAGUUAAACUUGGAAUAUAAAACAUACGAAAAGAGGAACAAGCUAAAAUUGAGGACAAUAGGAAUUGUUUUGUUUGCCAUUUUUUUUAUAAUGUUUUUUGCACAAGCGGUUAUUUCCAAGUGUACGAACAGUAUAAAAUUUUCGUUGAAGACAUUGACGUAUUUUUUAAUCUUGUAUUACUUCUUCGCGACUGUGUGGAUGGUUUUUAUAAGGCUACGGAAUAGAUCCAAUUCGACUCUGUUCUUUUUUAUUGGCAAGCUGGUACUGAUAUUUGGAUUCAUCUUUGAGCUGUAUGAGAAUGUAAGUAACGACAUCAUCAAUAUGUUGGUAGCGUACUCCUUUACCGUUUCAUACAUUUUUUUUCUUUCGUUCAAAAUAUUAGAAGGGAUAAUAAUAUGCACCCUCGUCUUGGUAUUAACUUGUUGGGUGUACUACGAGAAGAACAAAACCUUAGGUUCUAUGUGUGCCAAAUUUUGUGAAGAUCCAUAUUUGAGUUUACUCCAUUUGCAGGAGGUUAACAUCUCAUGUCUCUGCAAACAACAGAUAGUAACCUUCAUCAUUUGCAUGCUAAGCUUCUCCUUCAUCUGCCUGUCGAUGAAAUAUUACGAAAUUUACUACCUAAAAAAGAAGUUUCUAUUUAGAUAUAAACAGAAGGUUAAUUUAACCAAGCAGAUUGAAAUACUACAUACCAUGCUCCCAAGCUUUCUGGUAGAAUACCUCCUCAUAAGUGACCCUAAGGCGGAUGGGAUAAUGGUUGGCAAAAAUAUAUCUGGAGAGGAUAGAGGAAUCAUAUCCGUAAUUUUUUGCGAUAUUGAUGAUUUUCAAAGUAUGGUUUCUACCCUUCAGCCACAUGCCCUUGUAGAAACACUAGACAAUUUGUAUCUAUAUUUUGAUAAGUGCAUAAAGUAUUUUAACUGUAUCAAAAUAGAAACGGUGUUUGAAUCUUAUCUGGCGGCCUCUGGGUUGAGCGAGAAGCAGAAUGACUGCGUGCACAAAAUUAAGUAUGACACGAGGUGUGCCAUUAAACUUGCCAUCGCUCAGCUCAGUGCCAAGUAUUACAUUUCAUAUAAGGUGUUGGAUAGGGAGAGGAAUAACGUGGGGAGUGACAACCUGCGGCAUAGCAGUAGUUAUACGUUGCCAGUGCUCAGUGGCGAAGAUGCUCAUUACGAUAAGUAUACGCAAAAAAAUAUUAGCUUACGUAUCGGUAUACAUACGGGAAAAGCCAUCAGUGGUGUCAUCGGGUCAGUCAAACCGCAGUACUCACUCUUUGGAGAUACAGUCAACACCGCGUCUAGAAUGAAAUCCACUGCGCUUACAGACCAUAUCCAUGUGUCCUACGAUACGUAUAAAUAUUUGGAGGACGACACAUCACUGGUAUGGAAAGAGCGCAAGAUGUUUAUCAAGGGAAAGGGAGAAAUGAGAACGUACCUGUUGGUCGACAUUUUGGACCAUGUGAAGAAAAUCGAAGAAAAUUCAGAGGUGGGGUUAUCAAGUUCUACGUUAUUUGGGAAAACCGAUGAUAUGGUGGAAGGUGAACACAUAGAUAAAGGUGUGGUGGAUGGUGCACACGUGGAUAAAGACAUCGUCGAGGGUGGCACGGAAAAGCUGCACCCGAAAAAAAAAAAGAAGCAGAAGGAACGGCGAUAUAGAGAAGAUCCACAACAAAUUAAUGCCCAAAGUAGAUUAAUUGAAGAGAUACUAGACGUGUACGAAAGGGAAAGUGAUUCUUCCAAAAAAAACAACUGGUAUUAUUACAACAAAGCAGACAACGCAAGUGACAGUAUGAAAAGUAAUGACAUUCCUACCUCCUCCAGAAUCUUUAAUUAUAGAAAGUCCAAGUAUCUUAGUAUGGAUAAGUUAAAAUUAGCAGACACUGUGCGGCCAAACAAUUUAUACGACUUUGAAUCACCGGUAAGUUUAAGAAAGGAAAUUGUUGGAGGGAAAAAAGAAUCGGAUGAAUUUUUUACAUCCCCUUAUGUAGAAGACAAGCACCAGAUGGAGGGUAUCAAAAAGAAGAGAAGAAGUAAAGCCAUUUUGAGAAAAGAUUCCUCCGAUUUUAUGAACCAAUUUGAUACACCAAAUGGGGUAUUAAAGAAAUACAUAAAGGAGAGAAGGAAUUACCAAAGAAAAUUUUACGCGCCCCAUUUUUAUCUUGGAGACCUACUUAAACGAUCUAAUGAAUUUAAAAAGGGGGAGAAGAAGAAAAGAGCAAAGAAGGAGAAACAAGGGGAUAGACGGAAAGCUACACACGAAGAGGGAGUGUCCUACAAUUUUGUGAAUGGAAGCUUCUCAUCCAAUAGGGAAUAUUCUACAGAAUCAGAGUUCUACUUGUAUGAUGAUAAAUUAAGGGAGAGUAAAGGGUACAUAAAUUUUGACGACCUGUUUACCAAAAUAUACAGGAAAAAAAGGAAUAUCCUCCAAGGGGAUAUUCAGCACAUUCCGAAGCAGGGAUUUCUCUUCCCAAGAAAUAUUGCAACAAAAGGAAAAAAAAAAAAAAAAAAAAAAUUGCGCACAAAGGAGGAACUCCAACAAAAUGAUGUACAUAAUGGAGAAUCAAAAAGUGGGAUGCGUAGACAAUUUUUUCAUCACUCGAAGCACAAAGCGGAAAGGAAGGAAGAAGACAUUGCUACCAAAAGUUGCAAUGACUCUUCUUGUGAAGAAGUGCGAAAUGCUUUCCUUCGUCCCAGGGGUAGAAGAAGGUGGGAGGAGGGGAAGCUGGGAAGGGGUUAUAUUCAUGGUGCCCCCCUGACGAGGCGAGCGAGAAGCUGUUUGUUAACAAUGAGGGAUGACCCCUUUUUUGAGGUAAAGAAAUGGAAAGGCAUCAAAAAUGUGAAAAGGAAAAACUUGGAACAAAUGGAUCGAAUGGAUCGAAUGAGUGAUGGAGAACAGGAGGAGAAAGACAGAACGGGUUGGCAAAAGAGGAAAAGAAGUAGAGGUGUUGCGUCCAGUGGUGGGGACAUUACGCAAAAUAGACAGGUUCAAAAAAGGAGGCAUAAAUUCUUACGGGAGGAGGUGCUUCUGGGCAUCGCCAUGGGGAGCAACGUACCCCCACUGGAGAAGGAAGAACGCACAAAAAGAAAAAAAAAAAAAAAAAAAUCGAGUAAAAAUGGAACUCGAGUGAAGCAGCGUCGUCAUCAGGAGAGCCACCCAACGAAGUUGUAUGAAAAUGAUUUGCUCAAAAAGAAAGAGGUAAAUUUUGACAGGGUGGAGCAAGCAAGCCACAAAGAAUCCUCCGCUGUUCAGAUCGGAUCUGGGGUCGGAGAAAAUGCGCAUAAGGAGACCCUCCCAGGAGGGCGAAAUCACCCCACUGCGGAGAGUGGAAAAGUUGAAAAAUCAAAACUGAAGAAGAAAAAAAUGGUGCAGAAAAAAAUCAGCUUUUAUAGCUUGAAGGAUGAAAGAAGUUUGAGCUCGGGAGGCCCUGGGGGAGAGAGCUCCUGUGCUUUGAAGUCGAACGAGACGAACAGCGGUCCGAACGUGGAACCACAGAGUUCCGCAAAGAAGGAAUACUUCUUCACGUACAGCCCUGCGGUAAAAAAAAAGAGAGGUGUGUUAAUGAAGGUGAAUCAGGCGUUUAGAAAGUACUUCAAAAGCAUGGACAUGAGUGAGCGGGGGAUUCCGGCUGGGCAUGGCCGCCCCGAGGAGUUGACUAGAGGAGAGGCAUCCCUCCCCAGUAGGGGUCCACAGACGAGCGAAGAACUGAUGAAGACAAGCAUAACUGUAAGCAACAAAAAUGUAAAUUUCGCCCACAAGUUCGAUAACUAUAACAAAAAUAAGCUUCUAAAGAAAUUGACAUCUACCCUUGAAGGAGGAAAAAAAAAAGUAAGCAUUUUUAACAGGUUUUAUUACAAAUUCAACGAUGAAGAACUGGAGGAAGAAUACACACGAGGGUACUACAGGGAGAUAAUUAACAUUGACUUAACGAAAAAGCUAAUAAUAAUAUUCAUCAUUUCAGAAAUGAUAAUAAGCUUGUGUAACGUGAUAGAGCUAUCCUACUAUAAUCGCAAGAAGGUAAAGGAUUUUGUUGUAAUUAUUUGGCUAAUAAGAUGUAUUUACUUAUUUAUAAUAACAUUCAUAUGGUUAUUACUAAAAAUAAAAUUGAAGGAAUACAAAAAGAAUUCUAGCAAGAUGAUGUGGACAGUUUUCAUUUUAAACAUUUUCCUCUCUUCAUGGUGUAUUAUCAUUAUGGACCUGUCUUGUAUCCAUUAUAGUAAUAUUGUUGGGAAUUCGAGCACUAGAUCUUUAUUCUUUAUGAAAGAUGCAACAGAACUGAUAGUUUGCAUGCAAUUGAUAUUUAUAAAGAAUAUGUUGUUUAAACAUAAAUUUUUUUUUUUUGUGUUUUUCUUCGUUUUUCUCAUUUACUCCUUUUCUAAAUUGUUUGAAAUACAUUUAUGUGAAAUAAGAAUAUGCUCCAGCAUCCUUCUAAUUCUUUUUAUCAACAUAUUAUAUUUUUGGUACACUGAAUAUUUAGACAGAACCCAAUUCUUAGUUAAGAGGAAAAGGAACCGCAUGGAGAAAACGUCGCAUGACUUUCUAACUAGAAUAUUACCGAGACAAGUUCUGGAAGAAUAUCAAAAUGAUAAUUUACAGUUAACCUAUAGUCAUGAAAAAAUCGCUUUCCUAUUUGCCGAUAUUGUAGGUUUUACAAGAUGGAGCAAAACAGUUCCUCCUAAGGAUGUACUAAAAUUAUUACAAAAAUUGAUAUCUAAGAUAGACAAGGAUACUAUAAAAUUGGGAUUGUACAAACUUUUCACCAUUGGAGAUGCCUACGUAGCCACUAGUCAACCCAACUCAUCCAUCACAGAUGAGCGUGAAGCUGUCGAUGGAAUACUAAAUAUUUUUAAGCUCGCUAAACUGAUUCUACAUAACAUCAACACUAUUAAAAUUCAGUUUAACAAACACGAUUUUAAUAUGAGAAUUGGUUUGCACUACGGAUCUUGCGUGGGGGGCAUCAUUGGGUCGGUGAGAAUAAGGUACGACAUGUGGGGCCUGGACGUUCUCAUAGCUAACAAGAUUGAGUCCAAUGGAAUUCCUGGAGAAAUCAUCUGUUCCGAGCAUUUCAAGAGUUUCUUUCUGGAGCAUGAGCCACAAGCGAAACUCAAUUUUUGGUAUUACAAGACAAUCUACAUAAGCGACAAAGAUGUGAAGUUGUAUGUCAUAGAGGACAAAAACUAUGAGGAGGAUUAUGACCCUAAGACGAUCGAUUAUGAUACUUUGUUAAAACUGAGAGAGAAGAAGGCAAAAGGUGGGUCACACAAUUGUAUGGAUAAAUGA
Messenger RNA from Plasmodium knowlesi strain H, 9267 nucleotides. Its product is annotated as guanylyl cyclase, putative. Gene Ontology annotation, biological process: intracellular signal transduction; phospholipid translocation; cyclic nucleotide biosynthetic process. The record is from RefSeq and is a predicted model, not a curated record. Gene Ontology annotation, molecular function: ATPase-coupled intramembrane lipid carrier activity. The coding region runs from base 1 to 9267 and encodes 3088 amino acids. Lineage: Eukaryota; Apicomplexa; Aconoidasida; Haemosporida; Plasmodiidae. The transcript has 14 exons. Gene Ontology annotation, cellular component: plasma membrane.